CCGGGACCCUGUGGGAAGCACCUGCUGCAGCCGCCGCCUCCUUCAUUUCUUUUGGGACACGACCGGGGCCAGAUUUCCGACAUCCUUAAAUAGGCCUCUUUGGAGCUCCUCCAGCGAGUUCAAUGGCGUCCUCUACUCCUGUGCCUGUAGGGUUUCACUAUGAAGCGAAGUAUGUUGUUCUCAGCUACUUGGGACUUCUCUCUCAGGAGAAACAAGAAGGCCCCUCAUCCCAAGGUGAUGUAACCCCACAGUCUCUGGACCCAGAAGUUUUAUUAAAAGUUAAAUCUGAGAUUGAAGAAGAACUCAAAUCCUUGGACAAAGACGUCUCUGAAGCCUUCACCAGCACAGGCUUUGACUGUCACACCUCACCAGUGUUUAGCCCAGCUAACCCCGAAAGCUCAAUAGAAGACUGCUUGGCCCAUCUUGGAGAAAGAGUGUCCCGGGAGCUGAAAGAGCCUUUGCAUAAAGCAUUGCAAGUGAUUCUCAGCCAGCCACUGACGUAUCAGGCCUACCGCGACUGCACAGCGGAGACUGCAGCUCAUACCGGCGGAUGGAAUAAGGUUUUGGUGCCUCUAGUUUUGCUACAACAAAUGCUUUUGGAAUUGACACGACGCGGUCAAGAGCCCCUGAGCACACUGCUGCAGUUUGGCGUGACCUAUCUGGAGGAUCAUGCAGCAGAGUUCAUCGUGCAGCAAGGUGGCUGGGGCACUGUCUUUAGUCUUGAGUCUGAGGAGGAAGAAUACCCGGGAAUCAUUGCAGAAGAUAGUAAUGACAUUUAUAUCCUGCCUAGUGACAACUCCGGACAGGUCAGUCCCCCGGAGUCCCCAACGGUGACCACAUCUUGGCAGUCUGAGAGCCUACCUGUCUCGCUGUCUGCUAGCCAGAGUUGGCACACAGAAAGCCUCCCAGUCUCUCUCGGGCCUGAGUCCUGGCAGCAGAUUGCCAUGGACCCGGAAGAAGUGAAGAGCUUGGACAGUAGCGGGGCUGGGGAGAAGAGCGAGAACAACUCCUCUAACUCUGACAUCGUGCACGUGGAGAAGGAGGAGGUGCCAGAGGAGGCGUUCCCGGAAGCUGCCGCUCCCUUGCUCCCACAGAUCACCACCAAGGAAGCCUCAGAAAUGAGAGUUGAGAAAGCCAGCCCCACUCCAUCUGUGUUUGUGGAGUUUGGUGAGGAGGAGCUGGAAGCAGCAGCGGCAGCAAGACCUGCUGCCUUGGAGGGGGCGGAGUCAGCCGUCCAGCUGAGUGCAGAGGGAGCUGGGGGCAGGAAAGAGAGCCACACUGGGGAGGCCAUUGCUGCCGGGGUAGCCAAGAGUGCCAUGCCCAUUGAGGGCAAGGCUGUACUGCUAUUUGGAGGGGCUGCUGCAGUGGCCAUCCUAGCUGUGGCAGUUGGAGUUGCAUUGGCUCUAAGGAAGAAGUAACAGCUUUUCAGAGGAGAAAGCAGACAAAAGGACCUGCGGCUUUAGUUGUAUUCACUGGAACAUAGACUGCCAACGGCUGGCUGGACACUGGCAGGACACUGGGGGAGCUGGCUUGACACAGAGUGUUCACACUGGCCUGGUUGUCAUCCUGAGGGCCUUGGUGCACACCAUAUUCGGCAGGGUAAGAGUGCAGUUCCCGUCUAGGACAGGCCUGAGCACCCUUACCUCUCAGUAAUUCUCUGUAGGAGGCUGCCCUGUGCGCGUAAUGAUCGGAAACAGCCCUGGCUUCCAUCUAGACGCCAGUGGCACCCCACUCUAGGAAGGACAGCCAAAAAUGUCUCCUACAUUGCCAAAUGUCCACUGUGGGCAAAGUCAUUCCCCGUUGAGGGCCACUGCUUUAAGGGAUAGGGUUCAAUUAAGAGAAUGUGGGGGAGGAAGCUGCAGCUGGGGACAGCCAGCUGUUCAUCCUGUUGCAAUUUCUCGUUUUUGCCGGUUUCCCAUUCUGCAGCGUGAGGUGCUCUUCCAUUGCAUCACCUCUCAGGUACUGCAGCACAGUGUGGCUCACCCUGCACCCUUCUACCCAGCAAACCCCCGAAGCCUCCCUGGCUCCAUCUUUCAAAGAUGCUGCUGCUAGGAACUGUUUAAAAGAUAAAUACCCAGGCCAGGUGUGGUGGCACCAUCUGUAAUCCCAGUAUAUAGGAAGCAGAGGCAAGGAGAUUUAGCACGAGUUCAAAGCUAGCCUGGUGUACAUACUGAGUUUGAGACCAGCCAGGACUACAUGCUGAAACCUUGUUCCAAGAGAUUAAUGUGUUAGAGCUGUGUAGACUUAAGGUGCCCUAGUCUGAUUGCCAGUGCAGGUUACAGGCUGUGGUCAUUGUUCUUAGAGGCAGGAAGGCAGUCUCCACAGCCUGUCCAGGUCUGCUGGUACGUGUGGCCAACCACCCCACGUGUCCAUGACACCUGAUGGCAUUUGCAUCAUCUAGGACCCUGGGUUAGUGUUUCCCAGUACCUGACCUUGGUCUUUGGAACACCAUCAGCUUCCCUGGGGGUCUCCUGCCAUGUAGGAAGCAGUGUCAUUGUUUGGCUACAGAAAGUUGGAGCAUAACUCUUAUUCAAUGUAAAUCAUUGAAAUAAAUGAUAAAAUUUUAUCAUUUACUAUUAGGUAUCACUUAGUGAAAAGUGGGACAGAAACUUGAAUUUAAGACCAAGACUGCUGCUCAGGUGCUGUUUGGUCUUCAGAGUUCAAGAGGAGACCUCUUGGCCUGAACUCUGGUCAGCCCAAUGCUAGGGUGACAGACCAAGAGGCCCUGUGCACUCACUCACCUGUACUUAGUGGGACUCAGCAGGGUCUUCUGUCAUUUGGCUGACCCCAUCCCUCAAGGAGGGGUGGAACCUGACCCUGUCAUGCCUGGGGGCCACAGUGCCACCUGCAAGGCUCACGUGCUUGGUAAGAAGUCUUCUCAGAUUUAACUUAGUCAUGUAACAUUACACUUCUUAGAUUCUGAAAUUUAUAAUAAAAAUAAUUUUAACUACUCUGAUCACCAAGAGAUGAUGUUUUAAAUAUGCUUGAUUUUUAAAAAUUAUUUUGUAAAGAAAACUAUCCCUUAAAAAGUACUUGAAAGAGCGGAUCAGGAAGAGAUUUGAGCAUGUUUGUGUCCUGUCGCUGUGUCGCACUGUGAUGCCUGUUGCUGUCCUGUGGGUGUAAGGGCUCUAGUGUGACCAGAGGUGGUGGGAGUAUGUCCUGGUUCUCACAGCUCAGAGACUGGUGGGUUGCCUUACCUUGAUUUUUUUUUUUUCAAAAGAGUUUUCUUCCAGCGUUAACCCUUUGGAACUUUGGGUUCUCACUGGUGUAGCCCAUUUAAGGGCUCACUGCCACAUUCAGGUGGGAGUGGCUAAGAAGUCUGUUAUAGGAUGGCUGUAUCUGCUCUCCACCAAGGCAGGGACAGGGAAGACGCGGUACUGUGCUAACUGCUUGUUGUUGUGUUUUACUACCCCAUGAACACUAACCUGGUUUGCCCAACUAUCUCUUUCUGGGUGAUGGUAAGUAGGUGACUUCCCAUUGGUUCUCUCUACACGGAAUCUCAUUCCCGGGAGAUAGGCAUGUUGUAUUUCACUGCCCUCUGCUUGGCAAUGGGACAGAGUAGCCACCACAAGUGUUGCUGUACUUCCUAGGUUUGCUGUUGCUCUAAAUGGAUAAAAAUAAAUAGGCAGUCUACCCAUGUAGCCUAGGCUGGUCUUGAAUUUGUAGUCCAGCCUCAGGACUGAGAUUAUAAGCAUGUGUCACCACACCUGGUCUUUCUGUCACAUUAAAAUUAGUUCUCAAGUCCUUCUGGGGACUGACAGGAGGCUGUUCUUGCCCCUGGACUAAAGAUUCAGCAUGCAUUCAGCCUGACUGGGGCGCACAGCAUCAGAAUCGAGUCACCGCAGCUCUGCUGUUGCUGGUGAACCAGAGUUUUACUAGUUCUGGAGAUUGUCGCCUGUGUGUGUACCUCAGCCCUGCCUAGAUUUCUUAACUGCUCCAUUCUGCGAAAUGAUUGGUGCUCACUUAGCCAAAAUCAGUGAGGUUUUCCUGACAGACACACCAGGACUAAAGAAUACCAACUUAAUCUUCUGUACUGACGUGGCAAAUCUGAGUCGCGUGCCUUAGCAGGAGGGCCUUGCCUGAUCAUCACUGCCUCUAGAAGGUGGUCUAGAUCAGCAGUUCUCAACCAGUGGGCCAAGACCCCUUGGGGAGGGGUGUUGUAUAUCAGCUGUCCUGCAUACCAGGGGUUUACAAUUCCUCUCAGUAGUAAAAUUAGUUAUGAAGUAGCAGCAGAAUAAUUUUAUGGUUGGAGGUUUCCUCACCACAAUACGCAGUGUCACUGCAGUGGGAAGGUUGAGAAACACUGCUCUAGAAAAACAUGCCUGUUUGGGUUCAUAUGUACCUCACCCAGAGCAUCCCCGGCCCCUCCUGCCUGUGUCCAGUCCCUUCAGGUAUCAUUUGUCCCAGGGAGAGUGAGGUUCUCUGAGCCUGGUUCUUGGAACCACAGCUGCCACUGCUUGUCUUGGCCUCUGUGCUAAGUUCCCCAGCCAGAGAACACAGUGUCUGCACUGCCUUUUGCUCUGAAGGGGAGAUGUGGGCAUUGAGCUUUUAAGAGCUACUUAUAGAAACUACGCUUUAUAGCUAAGAAAAAGUCCUUUCCUUACUCUUAUUUUAGAUCUUCAUGAGCUCUCUGCUCACUAGUAUGAUCAGCCUUGGUCGGUCUGUCUGUCUGUCUCUGUCUCACACACACACACAUGAUUUUAGCAGCAGGAUAGCACUAAGAACCUUCAUUUGUGAGAUGGCUAUGGCCUGCCAUGGUAGUAUACCUUCUGAGUGAGCUUUGUGGGGGUCGUUGCCCCUUUUGCUGAUAUUGAUUGAACACUUAAUACACACCAGAGGCUACGGGACUUUCACUCCGUCAGGUCCUGGGAGCUGCUCACUCUAGACUUCCCAUGUUAAUGAGUAGGAACUCACCCAGAACUCAUGGUUCAUGUGGCCUAGCUUAUCAGAGGCAAGGCAGCGGGUGAAAAUUCCUGACUCCAGGCCCAGUGCAGCGUCCCUUUAGCCACUGGGUGAGCGCCCCAGGAUCACCCUGUGGCGGUUCUUGAUGUUCAGUAGCCGUAUUUAAUGUGUGUUUCCAUAAACAAAGUCGGACUGUCAGACACAGCUGUCAUCCCAGGCAUGCAGUGUGACAGAUGAAGGCAGCCACUUGACACCUCUCUCCCCUUGGCAGUUUUUGAUCCCUCUGGUCCUUUCCCCUGUGGUGACCAUCAGUCCAGGGUGGGCAUAUUGAGGGAUGUGGGGACACCUAGAGGAUUUGGGGUUCUUGACACUCAGACUCAGGAAUGACCAACCAGUCUUGCAUUUUGCUCACCUGACAAGAGCACUUCCCAGUGAGAUCCUGCCACAGAACUGCUGCGUCCAUCAGAACCCACUCUGGUUCUACAGCCGCAGAGCUGGAAGCUGUUGUUAAAAGAUGAACACGCUGCCGUCUUCACACAGCCCCCCCACCGAGCCCCAGCUUGGCUCGCCCCACUUUGCCCUUCCCACGCUCAUGUUUACACGAGGCCCCAGCCCCUCAGCUGCUUCAGUGUCGCUCAGGGCAGAACUGUCUCAGGGACACUUUGCCGGGCCACAGCCCAAGUCGGAGCAGCCAGCUCUGGAUCCUCCCGUUUUCUCCUCUAAGAGGGUGUCAGACCUGCUUCUGGAUGUAUCCCUCCAGCAAACACUUUGACAUGAAAAGCUAUUCAUUUGUCUAUAUAUGUGUGUGGAUGCAUGUCACAGCUCUCUCCUUUCACCAUGGGGUCCCCACAUUUGGUGGAAGGCACCUUUACCCACGGCUAUCUUGCCAGGACCUCUUGCCAGGACCACGUUUUGUCAUUUUGAGAUGACAGGUUUGUGGAGGCCUUUCCCAGGACGGUGAGCUACACCUUCCCUUAGUGAGGUCUGGUACCGUGUACAUGGACCAUUUGUUGGCCAGCACAAAAGGAAAAGAAACAUUUUUCCCCCCUGAACCUGUAUUUUCCCUGCUCUUGUAAUCUUUCUUCCUUCAUAUUAAAAGUGCCUCUUUCUCCUAACCCCUUGAUGGAGCUCAGUUUGUUACUGACUCUAGUUCUUGGCGCCCCACCCCCCCACAAAGUACCAGAAUGGUAAUUAUUAACACAGCAGAGUCAGGCAGACAUAGCUGUUAUAUCUGUCCAGUGUGGAUGAAGUCCUGGGUUCCAUUCCAGCACCGCAUGAACUGGGCAUGGAAUGCAUACCUGUAAUCCCAGCACUCGGGAAGGAAGGAAGACAGUAUUCAAGGCCAUACGUGGCUAAAAGUUAAAGUUCAGCCUUUAAUACACGGGAUCCUAUCUUUUUAAAAAAAAUUAGUAUUGGGUUGUGGUGGUGCACGCCUUUAAUUCCAGUACUUGGGAGGCAGAGGCAGGUGGACCUUUGAGUUCAAAGCCAGCCUGGUCUACAGAAUUAGUUCAGGACAGACAGGGCUGUUAUAUAGAGGAACCCUGUCUCAGAAAACAACAACAAAAAAAACAAAAAUAAAUAAAGAUUAGGAUAAGCAUUUGAUUCAGGUAGCAUCAUUUCCAGUGUGCUUAUCAGCUCUGACUUGCUCGAUUCAUUACUGCGAAUUGUCUUGGCUCCUUUCCCAUGCUGUUGUCUACUUUGUGCCCAAGCUUCUUUCUCUAUCAGGAAGUGACAAAAUUCAAGUCUACAAACUGUGCUUCCAGACAGUAGCAACUUCUUGGGGGAAACUCCCUGGAGGCGACAAUAAAAUGAGCUUUUCUGA
Microtus ochrogaster (prairie vole) is the source of this 6724-nucleotide messenger RNA. RefSeq names its product BCL2 like 13 (gene Bcl2l13). Lineage: Eukaryota; Metazoa; Chordata; Mammalia; Rodentia; Cricetidae. The record is from RefSeq and is a predicted model, not a curated record. Gene Ontology annotation, biological process: regulation of apoptotic process; apoptotic process. Gene Ontology annotation, cellular component: mitochondrion; membrane.